GUUAUUCAAGAUGGCGCCCAUCGGCGAAAAAUCAGCCGUGGACAGUGUAUCGGGUGAAAAAACCGACGAAGAAGAGGGUCAAAAUUUAUGGGCUGUCAUCCUGAGUGAAGUUCAGUCAAGUUCUACAAGUAAACUUCCAGCUUGCAAAUCAGUUUUAGUUCUAGGUGAUGGUGAGAGUGGUAAGACCACAUUAGUUGCCAAGUUACAAGGCAAUGAAGAUCCAAAAAAGGGCUCAGGUUUAGAAUAUCACUACAUAGAAGUAAAAGAUGAUUACAGAGACGACCAAGCCAGGCUUGGUGUAUGGACACUGGACGGGGAUCCCCACCACACAGGCUUGCUUAGGUUUGCACUAAAUGAAGAGAAUUUUGAACACACCAUGGUCAUCAUUUCUGUGUCCAUGACACAGCCCUGGUUGAUGAUGGAAUCACUACAGAAGUGGACCACACUGCUUAGAGAUCACAUAGAUAGACUUAAAAUACCCAGAGAUAAAAUGAGGGAAUUUGAAGAAAGUUUGGUGCGUCACUUCCAAGAGUACGUAGAGCCGGAGGAAGGACAGGAAAUCAAAUCUCCACCAAGAAGGGAUUUCAACCCUCUUCACCCAUCAGCAUCAUCAACAGACGAGGAGAGAGUCCUCUUACCACUAGGAGAAAGUACACUCACAAAUAACUUAGGAAUACCAAUAGUUGUAGUUGUUACAAAGAGUGAUGCAAUCUCAACGUUAGAGAAGGAGAAUGACUAUAGGGAGGAGCAUUUUGAUUUCAUACAGCAACAUAUUAGAAAAUUUUGUUUAAAUUAUGGUGCUGCUUUAGCUUAUGUCUCAGUGAAAGAAGACAAAAAUUGUGAAUUACUGUAUAAAUAUUUAGUUCAUAGGAUAUAUGGGUUUCCAUUCUCUGUGCCUGGAUAUGUGGUGGAGAGGGAUUCAGUUUUUGUCCCAGCUGGUUGGGACAAUGAGAAAAAAAUUAGUAUUUUAUAUGAGAAUAUGCGCAGUAUGAAACCAGAGGACUCCUUCGAGGAUGUCAUUGCAAAACCAGUUACAAGAAAACCCAUAAUGAGAGAUGCAGACAUCGUAGCAGAAGAUGAACAGUUAUUCCUCAUGAAACAGCAGACGCAAUUAGACAAAGCGCCACCUGCUGGAGGGGAGUCGCCGGCAAGACCUGCCUCUCGUCAGCCAGCAUCACCACGGCCUGCGGGAGGAUCGCCCAACACCACAGGCUCACCUAAAAAGAUUGAUGGUCCCAAGGCUAAUGCGGCCUCAGAGGGUGUGCUUGCCAACUUCUUCAACAGUUUACUCAAUAAGAAAACCGGUGCUGCCUCUCCUAAAGCAGAAAAGUCCUCCGUUUCAAGAGACGCGGCUGCAGAACUUGACCGCAUGACACGUGCAAAGAAGCCAUCAACGGGCUCCCCAGCAAGCAGCGGAGGCUCAUGAGACGCACUACUUCCUGGCUGUUCUAUGGAUCUUCCAGCCCCCCCCCCUUUCUCCUCCGCUGUGCCCUCACCAAGACUAGAAAGCGUGGUCCAGUAGUUAUCGUAGACUGAAGAUGCAUAGUGUCACAUCUUUUUAUAACAAGCCCGGGAAAUGUCUAUUACAGUCAAAUUUGGUAUUUACAACUACUGUGCCACCAUGAUAUAAAAACUGUUAAUAAAUUAGGAGGUGACAUAGGUAGAACCAUAACCAACAGAUUAAGACAUUUACUUUAGGUAAACAACUGCUGCAAUACAGAAAGUUACUGUUAUACAUUACAAAUUGUCACGCUGCUUGGUAGCACAUUUGUCACACUCACCACAGUGUCGCACCUGCCACAAUUAACAUGCUGUUAUAACUACCGCAGCAUUCUCAUAACCACCUUGCUUCAUGUAAACACUAUUGCAAUGUGAACUGUAAUGAACAUCCUCUCCCAUUUCUCCCCUCAGCCAUGUUUAUGCAUUUGUGUGCCAAAAAAAUAAAACAGGUGGUUUGAGGCAUUGUUAUCUGUAGAAUAACAAUUGAUAUUAGUGGCACCCUUGAUGUACGUUGCUAUUGCAUCAUAAAUACUUAAUCACUUUAUAUGUCAAACUGCUAUGAAAAUGAAGAUCAUUCAGUUAGUUAGGGAUUUUGAUUGUGUAAGAUAACUUUAUAAGAGGUUCUCUUUCAGAGUGUCAUUGGUUGGAAUAAUAACAAAUCAAACGUGACUAUGGUUUUCUCUCCUAUAGUUUUACGCACCUAAUAUGUGGUUUCAAAAGCCUUGCACAAGUAAGAACUGCCAUUCUUUAUGUGAAAUGGUUUUACGCUUUGGAAUAUUUACUGACAGUUCCCGGGCUUGGGUCAGAGCAACAGUGAGACCGAAAUUAUUUAAUUUAUCGGCUGUAUAGAAAAGUGAUAGAUUGUGUCAUUGUCUGCCUGUUUAUGAUGUCAUUCUAUAUUAUUAUCAAUGAUGAAUAUAUAAUUAAGCUUAUUAUUAUUAUAGUGAAACUUCUUUGCAGAGGAGAUUGUAAGAUAGCAGCUUUCACAUUUGCUCCUUAAGUUUGAAAUGAGAUACACUGCAGAUAUGAACUUCAGUGUUUUCUCAGUUAAUGCACAAGUGAAUUAAGAAUUACAUCACAGUUUUCCCCCCAAUUUCCAAAGAAAAAUUUAUUCCAUGAACUUUUUCACAAAAUACAUGCUUUUGAAUGAAAGCAGAACUAAAAAAUGUCAGUUUGAUUUUGGGGUUAUUCCCAAAGGUCAAAGUUGCUGUGUCACAUGGACAGAAAAAGUUUAUUGAUAGAAAACUAUGAUAUUUCUACCAUAGAUUCUCCAUAUAUUUAUGCUUAAGGUUUUUUUCAGUAAAUUUCUGUAAAGUUGAAAUAUUCUUAUGCUGUAAAUAUUGAAAUACAUUUUUGUUAAAAAUUGUAUUAUUAUCAUUAUUAUAUUAAUAUUAUGCUAAGUACAGCCAUGUCAUGUCCGUAAUGUGUUCAGCUUCAACCAAGCCAGUAGAAUAGAUGAGAACCAAAGUCUUGUUUGUAGUGAACAUGUGGAAGAAUACCCCAACAGAUAUCUAUAAAUAUCUGUAUUGGAUAUUCCUAGUCACACCAAUUGAUUAAGUUGGUAGCUGUACAGUCGGUGUACUAGCUAUAGGGAAUUACUUUUGGCAUGCAUAUUUCAUACUCUAAAUCUUAACUUUUUUUGUUAUCAAUUACGUCACUGUUUCUACAUGUUAUUACAAAGCUACUUGUAUAGUGACAUUUUUGAAAAUUUGUCUAAAUUUUUUUCCUCAUUGGAAAAAUAUGAUUUUGGUUGUUCAAAUUCCUAAAAUUGAGAAUGCCUUUUGUCAGAGAAAUGUGAUCCUAUGUUAUCUGAUAGAUAAAUCAUAUUUCCAAUGCUGAUUGUAAUCAAGUUGGUGGAUGCACAGCGUUUCUUAAAGGAAAUAUCAUAGGGCACGGAAAAUGUUGCAGAAAUGCAAGUGGAUUUGAAUGAAUAAUGGUUCUUAGUGAUAGCCAAAACUAAAUUACUCGUUGUAAUACCAAGCAUCUGCCAAAUUGAGUACAGUUACCAUUGAAUUAGGUAAAUGGUUCUGUAAUGGUCGAUUUAAAUGCACCUACAUCAAUGUUCUCCAUGCCUGAUGCUGCUUAAGUGGCCAACAAUUAAGUUAUGUCUGUUGUUUUGUAUGCUGCAGUGAUAUAUUUGAUUACUGACUGAAAUUUGUACUAGUUGUUUGUUAUACUAACACUGUAGAAAUAAAAAAGAAAUGGGUCCAUGCACGAAAAAUAGGAAAAGGUAAGAAAGCUGAAUAGGGGCUUGACCCUUGUGCUUAGGCACUCAAAAUGAAUAGAUAUAUUCUUUUAUCUAUUGUGUCACAAAAGAAUAACACCUGAUGCCAAAUUAUAUCAGAUCUGUAUUUGUAGUGAUUAGAAAAGUACAUGGACACUGAAGUUUACCUUUUUAAUUCACUUCAAUAUUGACUGUGUGUUAGAGUUAAAAAUUUCACGUCCAAUGCUAGUGAAUAAUUAUAUGUCUUGAGUAAGAGAAAAUUUUGAAAAAUUCCAUUUACAUUGCCUCUGGUAUAAGGUGAAGCAGAUAUACCCCCCUUGAUAAUAGAUGUAACCUGUAUUUAAAAAAUAAUUCAGCGCAAGAUGUGUCACAUAGUAUUGAAUCAUUUUGAUUAGAAAUGGUUGUUAUUUCAACAAAAGGGCUGUACAUCUGUUUAGAGAUUAAUUGUGUCAUUCAAAAGAUGUGUCAAGGUUAUUUAACUGUGUGAUGUACGUCUGUGUUAAUUGUGACAGGACAGGAGGGUAAAUAUUUUCUGAGGUCCACAGCAGCAUAUUUUUCACCUCAUCUCAGUGAUAUGGCAAAACACUACUGGAGUAUUUUUUCAUUUUUUUAGCAAACUUGAAAUGCAUUGACUUUUUGGUGAAGAGCGUUUAUGAUAGCCUUAGUCUUGCUUGUAGCUCUGCAUGGCAAUAUUUUGGGUACUAGAAUUAAUUGCUCAAAUGAUACACAAAUUUGAUCUUCUUGCAAAACUGGCAUUUAUUCCAAAGAUAAUGGCUAAUUUUCACAAAUAUCACCACUAAGAUGAUUUUAAGCCCAAUCAUUUCUACGAUAUAUCUUGAAAGGUUUUUCAGAUUUUACAAGAGAGAUCAAUUUUGGUCACAAGUGCCUCAGUAUCUUUUCUUUCUUGUUAUGUGGAAAAAGCAGUUAAAUCUAAAAUUUCAUUAGAUUUAACAAGCACCUAAAAUGUAAGAGCCCAUAAAUCUAUUUCUAGGGGGUCUUUUGUAUAUUUUCCCCUGUGCUUUAGUGUAUCACCAUUGGACUUGUAGCCAACAAUUUCAUAGAGUUGGGGGAGGGGGGGUCUGUUUCUAAAAAAAGGGGAGUCCAACUUUUUACCAUGCGACCUUUAUCAUGUACCUGGAACAAAAAUUAAAAAAUUUACCCAGAUCAGACCUUUUUCUUUUGACCCCCCCC
This is a messenger RNA of Lingula anatina, 4915 nucleotides long. Its product is annotated as cytoplasmic dynein 1 light intermediate chain 2. The record is from RefSeq and is a predicted model, not a curated record. Gene Ontology annotation, biological process: microtubule-based movement; microtubule cytoskeleton organization. Gene Ontology annotation, molecular function: dynein heavy chain binding. Gene Ontology annotation, cellular component: cytoplasmic dynein complex; centrosome. Lineage: Eukaryota; Metazoa; Brachiopoda; Lingulata; Lingulida; Lingulidae.